Molecule: messenger RNA, 1015 nt
Organism: Phanerochaete carnosa HHB-10118-sp
Lineage: Eukaryota; Fungi; Basidiomycota; Agaricomycetes; Polyporales; Phanerochaetaceae
Exons: 6
Coding region: 27-812 (261 amino acids)
Molecular function (GO): oxidoreductase activity, acting on the CH-OH group of donors, NAD or NADP as acceptor
Source: RefSeq, a predicted model, not a curated record
CACCCCCAUGUCAGCCUGGCCCGGACAUGGCGCUUUUACCCGGUAAGAUCGUUUGUAUCACUGGGUCGUCGCGAGGUAUCGGCCGAGCCUGUGCUGUCGAAUGCGCAAAACAGGGCGCAAAGGGCCUCAUUUUACAUUAUCUGGGGGAUGCCGCGACCGAGCAGGAGGUCCAAAGCCUGAGGGAGGACAUAGAGGCAAACUACGCCCCUACCAAGGCUGUUGUCGUCGCGGGUGAUAUCGGUGACCCUACGACUUCCUCAAAGAUUGUGGAAGCCGGUGUUGCAGCUUUCGAACGGAUAGACGUCCUCGUCAGCAAUGCCGGGAUCUGCCCAUUCGCAGAGUUUUUGACGAUGCCCCUUGCAGUUUGGGAGAAAACUAGGCAAGUUAACUUGGACGGCUCGUUUUAUGCAACCCAGGCCGUCGCAAAGCAAAUGGAAAAGCAAACUCCUCAGGGAGGUUCUAUCAUAGGUAUCUCCUCGAUCUCUGCCCUCGUUGGCGGAGGCCAACAGUGCCACUAUACACCAACGAAAGCGGGCAUCCUCUCCCUCAUGCAGAGCUGUGCCGUCGCUCUUGGGAAAUACAAUAUUCGCGCAAAUGCAAUUCUUCCCGGAACAAUCGCCACCGACAUCAAUAAAGAAGAUCUCUCCGACGAAGUGAAGCGCGAGGGUAUGAUAAAGCGCACAUGUCUGGGACGGCUAGGUACACCGGAGGACAUAGCCGGACCCGUUGUAUUUCUUGCGAGUGACCUCGCCAGAUAUGUUACGGGCGCGUCGCUGCUUGUGGACGGAGGUCUAUUCGUAAACUUGCAAUAAAUACGCCGUCCGGUUAAGUACACCGAGCUAAUCAAUGCUUCUCGUCGCUUGCAAUAGUAGGCUCCAGACGUUGACCAUUCACCACUGCCGGCUCCGCAUCCACUAGCACGCAUACCCAUCUUGCCCAGUCUGGCCCUGGAUUCCUCCAGGCGUGCAUAGUACCCUUUUGUACGACGACGGUGCCCGGCUGAUCUAUCAAUUGC